AUGGACGGAUCCUCACCUUCCCCGCAGAAUGGAUCUAAAAAGCGGGUGAAGAUCCACCCAAAUGCAGUGACAGUCAAAUAUGCCACACACUUCCCUCAGCCUGGGGACGAGGGCUACGAUGAUGCACCUUCCUUUGAGGAAUUUGGGGCCUUUGCAGAGGCCACUGUAGGAAAGAGACUGGUCACAGAGAAUAAAGGAGGCAGGACUUUAUUUGGGACUAUGGAUACACCGGCUAAGCAGCCCAGUGCACCAAAGGACAAGGGGGUGGAGGGUCAACUUGCCAGCUUUGGGGAGGCCAAUGUACUGGCCUCUAAAGUGACAUGGAUGGCCCUGUUUGGAGCAGCAGCAGCACAUGGUUGUGUGUCUUUGAUCACACGUUUGGCAGCAGACCGCUCCAAAGUGCCCUCCCUGGAGCUGCUCUUCAUUCGCUCUGUCAUUCAAGUGCUGUCCAUCCUUGUGGUCCUCUACCUUCAUGAGCCUCCCUUUGGCCCCAAGGGCUACAGGCUUAAGCUCUUCUUCUAUGGCAUAUGCAAUGUGAUCUCCAUCACCUGCGCCUACACCUCCUUUGCCAUUGUUCCACCCAGUAAUGGCACAAUCAUGUGGCGAGCAUCCACCACUGUGUUCAGUGCCAUCCUAGCUUUCCUGCUGCUGGACGAGCGUCUGGGCUACACAGACGUGGUCACUGUUGUGGGCAGUGUGUUUGGCUUAUGCCUUGUGAUGGUGCCCAACAUCGCAGAUGAGGAGAAGUCUCGGCUGGGCUUUUGGAAAGAGGCGUUUGGUUAUACAAUGACAGUGAUGGCAGGUUUAACUGCAGCUCUGUCCAUGAUAGUCUACAGGGCCUUAAAAGAGCGGGUGAGCAUGUGGACUGCACUCUUCACCUUUGGCUGGACAGGCACCGUGUGGGGAGCCUCCACUAUGUUCAUCAUGCAGGAGCCCAUCAUUCCUCUUGAUAUGGAAACCUGGGGCUAUCUCACAGGAAUCUGCAUUUGCUCCACAGUGGCAUUCUUGGGAGUCUACUAUGCUCUAAACAAAUUCCACCCAGCCUUAGUCAGCACUGUGCAGCAUUUGGAGAUCGUGGUGGCCAUGUUCCUGCAGCUCAUUGUGCUCAGGAUGAUCCCGUCUGUGUAUGAUGUGAUCGGGGCCCUGCUCAUCAUGGUCUCUGUGUUCACACUGACCGGAGUUAAGUUGUACAGGGUGAGCCGAGCCAUGAGGCAGGACUACCAGGAGAUCCUCGACUCACCCAUCAAAUGA
Knipowitschia caucasica is the source of this 1251-nucleotide messenger RNA. The record is from the annotation of a GenBank genome assembly. Lineage: Eukaryota; Metazoa; Chordata; Actinopteri; Gobiiformes; Gobiidae.